Messenger RNA from Maudiozyma saulgeensis, 1830 nucleotides. The record is from the annotation of a GenBank genome assembly. NCBI's taxonomy places the organism in Eukaryota, Fungi, Ascomycota, Saccharomycetes, Saccharomycetales, Saccharomycetaceae.
AUGUUUUUCAAAAAAAUGAGGGUUUUCAUAUUACUUUUAUCUUUAUUUUAUUUUCUUGUUUCUUCAGUUGUGGCCGACCAAUCAAUAGCUGAUUGUAAACUGAUGCUAUACACCUUAGGAAGCAGAUCAUCAGAAUAUUACCUCUAUGCAAAUCCGUUAAAUGGUCUUCCUGUUGGCGAGUUCUCUGGUACAUCAAUGUGGGACCUUUUAUAUGACCUCGAUAGUUAUCCAGACAUUAUAACAUAUGGUGAAACAUCGACUGUUAACUUUAAUGUACAAGUUGAUGCAGAUGAAGAAACUAUUGCUGAAGGUACAUUAUACAAUGACAACAUAACAGUUACAAACUUCUCACUAUCUAUCAAUGGUAUUAUUUCGGUUCCAGAAGAUGGUUAUUACACAUUUAACGUUCAAGCAGAUAGUGGAGCGUAUAUCUACAUUGAAAACGAUACUGCUUCAUACUGUUGUGACACUAAUUAUGUUAACAGACAGGCUGAACAAUUUUUUGUUAGCAGUAUUCCUUCCGAUCCGGAACACAAUAAGCCGGAAGACUCAGUGUACCUAAUCAAAGAUUUUAGCUACUCUAUACACAUAAGGUAUGUCAAUCAGAAUAGUAGUGCAGUACUUGAUCUUUCAAUGACGGAUCCAAAUGGUGUCAUUUAUCCGGACAUCGAUCAAUUUCUGUAUGCAAGGGAUAUUAGAUCGUGUAACUAUGAAGAAGCAAACGUAACUACCACUGUAACAUGGACUGGCACUGUAACCGAGACAAUAUCUAGUUACACCAGCAUUUACAAUAACCUUACUAUCAGUAUUUACACUGUCAAUACAGUUUAUGUUGUUGGUGUUCCAGCAGCAUCCAGCUCAGAACUUCUCACAUCAUCAUCUAGUGAGUUUAUAUCAACUAGUGGUAGUAGUACUUCUGUUUUUACUAUAUCGUCUAGUGAGAAUUUAGACUCUAGCACAAUGGUGGUCUCAAGUAGCACUACAUCAUCAGAUAGCGAUAUUUAUCCAUCUAGUUCUGGACACUCAAGUAGUAUCGGGUAUUCUUCAUCUCACAUAUCUGCCACAUUUAGCUCCAUUGUCACCGAUAUCUCGAGCUCCACUAUUGAUAGCAUCUCAAGUUCCAUCGGUUCCUCUGUAUUCUCAGAAACUCCAAUCUCUUCCGAUAUUCCAACGCCAUUGAACAGUAUAACAACUUCUAGCUCAGUUAUUUCGAGUAGUUUGUCAUCAAAUACUAGUUCUAGUACGCUAAAAUCAAAAUCACAUAUGUCAGAUUCUUCUCAUUCUCCCUCUAGUACCACCAAAAUAAGUUCUAUUACUUCAGCAUUAUCCACAUCUGAAAUUUCUGAUCACAGUAUUUCUUAUUCAGAAUCAACCAUAUCAUCCAACAAUAAACUUAACCAAAGCACAAGUUAUUACACCUCUAUUAUGGUUCUAACUAAGACAAUAACAACAUUGUGCUCAACUAGCGUAACUUCACCUGAAAAUAAUUCAACGUCGUUAAAGUAUUUUACAACAACAUUCGAAGAAGAAGCUACAAGUACCAUAGUUGUGACCAGAUUCCCUUCUUGCGAAAAUAUCGAACCAAGUAGUUUGUCAAAUUCAAAGGUUCUUACCCCAGAUAGUAUAAAGAUAGAUACCACCAAAGGAGUGAGCACCACAGAACACCCAUCAAAUGCCCCCAUUGUAUCUCAGUAUAUAUCCAGAGAAGGCACUCAAGUCACCAGAAGUUCUCCUUCUCUGUACAUCAAUAACAAUGCUGGUUCUCCAAUGGGAGAUAGCUUGAUUAGCUGUUUGUUAUCUAUGAUCCUAUCUUUCACGAUAUUUAUUUAG